Messenger RNA from Naegleria lovaniensis, 1779 nucleotides. RefSeq lists its product as uncharacterized. The transcript has a single exon. The coding region runs from base 1 to 1779 and encodes 592 amino acids. The record is from RefSeq and is a predicted model, not a curated record. NCBI's taxonomy places the organism in Eukaryota, Heterolobosea, Eutetramitea, Acrasida, Naegleriidae.
AUGACUCGAAAUGAACACAAGCCCAAACACAGUCCCUAUCGAUACAUUAAAAAGAAUUCUCAGCUGGGCGUUGCGUUAGCUUUACCGGAUGAAAAAGACGAAACUACUAAUCGUUGGAUUUAUGAAUCCCGAAAUGAACACGCCUAUUAUUAUGAAUAUGAUGAAGAAGAUUUUCUUGUUCAUGGUUCUUCAAAAACUAUUCCAAUAGCACUCGUUUGGAAAUUACAGCAAUUGAAUGAUGAUGGUAGUGGAACAGUAUUGGAUUCGGAAAAUUUUGUAAAACCUUCUUCUCUUCCCAAUUUUAUCAUGACCAAGUUUAAUGAUCAUUAUUAUACCCGAGAGAAUGAAGAACAGACAACUCUCAACAUUGCAAAGCAUUACCGACCGUGUUAUUUAUUUGUAGCAGUGCAAAAACCCUCAAAACAUCAUUGUUAUGUGAGUCACGGUUGUUUUGGGUUCUUGAAAUUAUGUAAGAUGGGAUUUCAAGUGGAUUCAAAUCAAAGAUUACACAUCUUGGACGAAGUUUGUAUUUGUUUUCCAAUCUCAAUGUUCAUCCAUCAGUGUACUGAAAAUUAUUUCAAAUUUAUUAUAGUUGGAGAACGAAAAUACAAUGCCACAUUGGAGAUUAAUCAGGAAUGUAUAACAAAAUCUAAAUUUCAUAUUGAAUACACGAACGAUCCGGAUACAGUUGAUGUGUGUCGUGUUAGGGAACACGUUUUUUGGCCUGCGGCAUAUGGUUCAAACAAGAACACAAGUUGGAUGUUCAUGGAUUAUUCAUAUUUAAAACAAGAAUUGCAAUUUCAGAGACAGUAUUUAACAAGUUCAUGUAAAAUAGACGUAAAAGAGUCAUGGAGCGCUCCGUUACCCCUUAAGUACAGAAAGGAUCUUUGCAUGUAUAUGGAGUAUCAAAAUGAGCGUCAAUAUUCUAAUGAUAUUGACGACAAACAUGCAAUGGAACGGUAUCUCCUUGUUUAUAGAAGGCAACAAUUGAACCAACAGUGUUCAUCGAACGGGACUCAUGGUAUUACAUUGUUGCAAAUGCAACUCGGUGAAAGUCAAGUUUUUUUAAGACCUACAAAUUUUUUGAAUUUUGGCAAAUUGUUCGAUUCAAAACAUAAUAUCAAACUUCUCUCAUGUUGCAAGUUAUCCAAUUCCAAGUAUUUGAUCAUGUCCAGUCUAAAAGGGUCAGAAAAAUUUAAUUAUUCAAGAUACAAGGCAACGUCAUUUCAAGAAUUGUUCAUCCAUUCAAUUCUUUGGGUUUUGAUUGAUUUGGAGAACAAAUUGGUAAAGAGAGUGUACCCAAGAGUUUAUCAUUUAUCGAAAAGGAUGAGUGACGAUGGUUUCCAACAAGUCUCAAAAAAGAAAUACUGUGGAAAACGAUUACCUACAAUUAUGAAUGAUUUUGAAGAUGGAGAUUUAAAUGGUGGAUAUUCUGAUGUACAUUUACUCCAAUUAAUUGCAUCGAAAAACGAGGUGAACAACACCAGUGUAAACGCUUCAACUUGUCACGAACGGAAUGACAUUUCGUUGUGUGGAACCAAUAUCAAAAAAGACAUUGAAACGAUUGCUUUUCGGCCGUUUCCUUCAAAUCCUGACCUCUUCCAAGUAAUGGUCUUUUUCAAAACCAAUUUAGUGAAUGAUUGGCGACAACCUACACGAAAUGCUCCAGACUAUGGCAAGAUUUUUAGAUUCUAUUUCAAAUUAAGGGAUGAAUGCGGUACUCGCUUGAGCAUUACAUUUGAGCACUAUCGUGAUAUCACCAUUGUGACAUGUCAAUGA